Molecule: messenger RNA, 2478 nt
Organism: Tupaia belangeri chinensis (Chinese tree shrew)
Lineage: Eukaryota; Metazoa; Chordata; Mammalia; Scandentia; Tupaiidae
Gene: INPP5E
Product: inositol polyphosphate-5-phosphatase E
Biological process (GO): phosphatidylinositol dephosphorylation
Cellular component (GO): Golgi apparatus; nucleus; axoneme
Molecular function (GO): phosphatidylinositol-4,5-bisphosphate 5-phosphatase activity; inositol-polyphosphate 5-phosphatase activity
Source: RefSeq, a predicted model, not a curated record
AGGAGCCGCCCCGCCGCCGUCGGCCUGCCUGCGUCCCUCGGAGGCUCCCCACCAGGCCCCAGGCAGGAUGCUCGGGGGCCACCUUCCCAACCCAGACCGGGACCUGGCCGCGGGCCCAGGGCCUGCCCCCACCCCCCACUGUCAGGGCCCCGAGAAGGGCCCUGUGCUUCCCUUCAGCAUUCCGGCGAAGAUGUGCGGUGAGGACCCACGAGCUGGGGCCGAGCCCAUCACCCCACGGCCUCCAGCCAGGCCCAGGCUGGAACGAGCCCUGUCCCUGGACGACAGGGGCUGGAGGACGAGGCGUUUGCCCAGCAGCCAGGAGGACCUGGCUGCCCUUGGUGAGGCCAACUCCUCCAGGGGGCCGGUGCAGGAGGCCCCCCAGCGCCCUGCCCACAGUCCAUCUCCGCCUGGGCUGAGCGCCUCCUUGCAGGACAUUCCUAAGUCCCGCAGGGCCCCAGGCAGCAGGGGCAAGAGCCCGUCCUCUUGGGGUAACUGCCCCUCUGGGCUGGCUGGCAGCUACCUAGACUUCCUGCACAAAGACUCCACCUUGACCAGGAGCUCCCCCAGGCUGACCAGCAUGCUGCCCCUUCGCCCCCUGUCUGCCGUGGAUCUGGACAUGGCCUCCAACUCCCUGAGGACGUCUGACAAGGUGGAGGCAGGUCAUGCGGACUACCCGCACCGCGUCCAGACCAGGCUGGUCCGUGCCCACAGCAGCCUCGGCUCAGGCCAGCCCCGGAGCCCCCUGGCCUGUGAUGACGGCUCCCUGCGCUCCGCCACGUCCACUGUCAGUCUCCUGGCUCCAAUCCGCACCAAGGACGUGCGGAGCAGGAGCUACCUCGAGGGGAGCCUGCUGGCCAGCGGGGCCCUGCUGGGUGCAGAUGAGCUGGCCCGCUACUUCCCAGACCGCAGCAUGGCCCUGUUCGUGGCCACCUGGAACAUGCAGGGUCAGAAGGAGCUUCCACCAAGCCUGGACGAGUUCCUGCUGCCCACGGAGACCGACUAUGCCCAGGACCUGUAUGUGGUUGGCGUCCAGGAGGGCUGCUCCGACAGGCGUGAGUGGGAGGCACGGCUGCAGGAGACACUGGGCCCACACUACGUGCUGCUGAGCUCGGCGGCCCACGGGGUGCUGUACUUGUCCCUGUUCAUCCGCAGAGACCUCAUCUGGUUCUGCUCAGAGGUGGAGAGCUCCACGGUGACCACGCGCAUCGUGUCUCAGAUCAAGACCAAGGGGGCGCUGGGCAUCAGCUUCACCUUCUUCGGCACCUCCUUCCUCUUCAUCACCUCUCACUUUACCUCCGGGGACGGGAAGGUGCCGGAGCGGCUCCUGGACUAUAGCAGGACCAUCCAGGCCCUGGCCCUGCCUAGGCAUGUGCCGGACACCAACCCCUACCGCUCCAGCACAGCGGAUGUCACCACCCGGUUCGAUGAGGUGUUCUGGUUUGGUGACUUCAAUUUCCGCCUGAGUGGGGGGCGCGCGACCGUGGAGGCCCUCCUGCAGCAGGGCCUGGAGGUGGGCGUGCCGGCUUUGCUGCAGCACGACCAGCUCCUCCGAGAGAUGAGGAAAGGGCUUCCAGGAGCCUGACAUCCACUUCCCCCCUUCAUACAAGUUUGACGUCGGGAAGGACACCUACGACAGCACCUCCAAGCAGAGGACCCCCUCAUACACGGACCGGGUCUUAUACAAAAGCCGCCACAAGGGUGACAUCUGUCCGCUGAAGUAUGCCUCCUGCCCAGGGAUCAAGACCUCUGACCACCGUCCCGUGUAUGGCCUGUUCCGGGUCAAAGUGCGGCCUGGACGAGACAACAUCCCGCUCGCUGCUGGCAAGUUUGACCGAGAGCUGUACCUACUGGGGAUUAAACGGCGCAUUUCAAAGGAACUUCAGAGGCAGCGUGUGCUGAGAGACCGGAACUCCAGUGCCAUCUGCACCGUCUCCUGAUGUGUCUGCACUGCGGUUGUGCCAGCUGCGCGCGAGGGAGGUGACACUCCCUGCAAGACCGUGCUCGCCGGCAGCACCCACACUCCACUGCACAGAUGGAGCCUCACUGUCAGGAUGGGUGUGGGCCCCACAGGGCUGUGUUCUGCUGGGUUUCCUGAGCAGCCCCUGCCCCCGGGGAGGGCACAUUCACAGCCCUGCACUUUACACCCAGGCUCCAGCAGGGGAGCCCCCAGCCCACCCACUUCCUCUGUCCCCUUAGCAGUAGGAAGCCAGGCGGUGUGGACCUGGGAGCGUUUUGGUGAUUUCAGGAUAGUUGCGUUUGUCGCAUGGUCACAGAAUGAUGUCACAGGAGUGCUGCGGCCCCCGGCCCAUGCACUGGGACGCCUGGCACACCACCCAUUAGCCUGGGCUGGCAUUGGCCCUGCCCCUGCUCAUAGCCCGGCCCACCCCGUGGCCAUGAGUGUAAAGCCUAGGGACAUUCAAUCUAGUCUUUAUUUUCCAUGUUGAUAUUUUUAAAUAAAUGUCUAUGUUGGAUCUUAAA